Messenger RNA from Papilio polytes (common Mormon), 3862 nucleotides. RefSeq names its product fibrillin-2-like. NCBI's taxonomy places the organism in Eukaryota, Metazoa, Arthropoda, Insecta, Lepidoptera, Papilionidae. The coding region runs from base 581 to 3808 and encodes 1075 amino acids. The record is from RefSeq and is a predicted model, not a curated record. The transcript is spliced from 17 exons.
GCGUAUUUUGCACCUAAAUAUUUUUAUGCAAUUUAAGAGAGUAUAUCAGAAGCAUUCACCAGUGAGAAAUUUUUUUUAGUAACCUAUUGCCAUUCCAGCUUUUGUGGAAUAUUCAGUCAACAGCGGUAUUUCUAAGCAGUUACAACUUAGGGAUCUUUAAGAAAAGUCCUCACUUUUCCUUUUAAAGCUGGCAAGGCAUCUGCGGUUCCCUGGGCAUUGCGGAUGUCAAUGGGCUGUGGAUAAAUUUCAUUACCAACAGUAUUUCCAAAAUUUCAGAAAACGUUGACAAAGUCCAGAGCAACAGCUUGUUAUAAAUAAAUUUCAUUACCACACCGAAUCAGUAUGUAAAAUGUGAUAAAUAAAUGCUUUGUUACAAUUUUGUUCAUUUGAAUUCGUCAUGAUAAAACCAAAAAAAUUUAACUACGCAAAAAUAAAAUUAAUAUAAGAAAAUUGUAAGAUAAUAUUUAUUCAUGUGUUCUACGUAUCCAGUGUACACGUUUUUACGUAUAGGUAUUAAUAAAUCGCUAUAAAACUCCACGAGCAAGUUUAAUCGGCGGCAGACGGUGUUCGUCAUAUCGCUAUGGUUAAGUUUUUAUUACUUAUCAUCAGUUACAUAUUCCUCGGAACGGGCGCAGAAUAUCAGAACUAUGCAGUCGUCCGAAGCGAAGAUGUUUCCGAUGCAGUGUACAGCUUCGUGUAUACUAACGAAACUUAUGAAGAAGAAACAAGCCAUUGUGCACCCGAACAAGCUUCAACAGAAGUAGAAGCCGGUAAGCCGAAGGAAGUUACAACAGACAAUGUGUCCCCUAAUGGUUUAGAAAACACAACAUCUGGAAGAAAAGAGAAUGUGACUUGCGGUGACAAUGAGAUUUUCAAUAAUUGUCCUUCUGUGAAGUGUGAGUACUGUCCCACAUGCGACAAGGAGGCCCGCGCAUGUCUGACUGCCUCGCAAGAUGUCUGUCCACCGGCUAAAUGCACCUGCAGGAAUAACUACAGGCGCCUGCAGAACAGAACUUGUGUGCCGACUAGAGAAUGUCCUUCGUUCAAAUGUCCUGGACCCAAUGAACAGUUCGAAGCGUGUCCAGUAUGCCCCAGUGAUAACUGUACUAGAGCCACACCAGACGGUACAUGUCAUUUUAUUGGCCGGAUCGGAAUACCAUUGCAGUGUCGCCCAUCUUGUAGAUGCAAGGAGAACUAUUGGAGGGACGGAGAUCGCUGUGUACCUUAUGAGAAAUGCCCAAACAUUAAGAACGCUGCGAACUGCACUCGUCCCAACGAAAGUUUACAGUGCGUCAGACCAUGUCCGCCAUUACCGACUUGCGACAAUCGCAAUGCAACUUACCAUUGCCUCGUCAAUAAAUCUGCACCUUGUAAUUAUCAAUGUGCUUGCGACAAAGGAUUCUAUAAGAAUUCUGAUGGAUUUUGUGUCACGAACAAUCUAUGUGAUAAGAAAUGCAACGACCCGAAUGCAGAAUAUAAACCGGACAAAAAGAAAUGCCCAUCAGAUUUAUGUAGGUCCAUCGUAUCGAAAUUCGCGUGCAAUCCAAACGAGCAAGGUCAGCCAGGAUGCGUCUGUAAAUCAGGCUUUUUAAGACUGAAUGAAAACUCCACAUGUAUUCCAACGAACCAGUGCCCUGAAAUGGUUAACGCACCGGGUAAUAAACCCCCUAAUAAUUGCAGCAAGCCUCACGAGAGUUUGCAAUGUGUCAAAUCAUGCCCUCGACCAAGGACAUGUAUAGGUCGUUUCUUACGUUACAAAUGUUUCAAUACAACUGAGGCCUGCAAGAACGAGUGCGUCUGUGACGACGGAUACUAUAGAAACCCGGAAGGAUUUUGUGUCACAAGUGAUUUGUGUGAUAAGAAAUGCAACGACCCAAAUGCGGAAUAUAAGCCGGACAAAAAGAAAUGCCCAUCAGAUCUAUGUAGUUCUAUAGUAUCAAAAUUCGCGUGCGAUCCAAAGGAGCAAGGUCAACCAGGUUGCGUCUGUAAAUCAGGCUUUUUGAGACUGAAUGAAAACUCAACCUGUAUUUCGGCGAACCAGUGCCCUGAAUUAGCUAACGCACCGGGUAAUAAUCUACCUAAUUGCACUAAGCCUCACGAGAGUCUGAAAUGUGUAACGUCGUGCCCUCGACCAAGGACAUGCGCAGGUCGCUUCUUACGUUACAAAUGUUUCAAUACAACUGAGGCCUGCAAGAACGAGUGUGUCUGUGACGACGGAUACUAUAGAAAUCCCGAUGGAUUUUGUGUCACGAGUAAUUUAUGUGAUAAGAAAUGUACAGGUCCUAACGAGGAGUACAAAUCAGACAAAAAAUCGUGUCCACCUGAGAUAUGUCGGUCUAUUAUUGCAAGGUACAAAUGUGACUCUAAAGACAAGGGCCAGCCGGGCUGCGCGUGCAAGCCGGGAUUUUUGAGAUUGAAUUUGAAUUCAACUUGCAUCCCGACUAAAGAGUGUCCAGAGUUAAAAGGAUCGCCUGAUUAUAAUAAAACUAAAUGCACUUUACCGAACGAGAGUUUAAAAUGUGUGAAGUCGUGUCCCCCGCCGAAAAUGUGCAGGAACCGUGGCGUAUUCACCAAUUGUCUCCAGAACAAGACUGAGAUCUGCCAACACAAAUGUAUCUGUGAUGAUGGGUAUUAUAGAAAUGAAGACGGAUUCUGCGUAACAAGCGCACUCUGUGACAAAAACUGUACCGGACCAAACGAAGUUUACAAGGCGGAUAAAAAGAAAUGUCCUCCCCAAACUUGUCAAUCUAAAUUGGCUUUAUAUAGAUGUGACCCAGAAGAGAAAGGGCAGCCGGGUUGCGUCUGCAAGCCUGGCUAUUUAAGAUUAAAUAUUAACUCGACUUGUAUACCGUCGGAGCAGUGUUCAGCAAACUCUACAAAUACAACUCCUCUAAAUUGCACUCUUCCAAAUGAAAGUUCACAGUGUGUAAGAGCAUGUCCUCCUUUAAACACUUGUGAUAACAAAAAUAAGACUUUCCACUGUCUCGUCAAUGCAUCCGCGCCUUGUAAACAGCAAUGUGCUUGCAACAAAGGAUUUUAUAGAAAUUCUGAUGGUUUUUGUGUUACCAGUCAAUUAUGUGAUAAGAAAUGCUCUGGUCCUUAUGAGGUCUAUACAGAUAAUAAAAGAGAUUGUGCACCUGACAUAUGCAUGUCCAUUGUAUCAAGAUAUGCCUGUGAUCCUAAAGACAAAGGUGUGCCGGGGUGCGUGUGUAAGGGAGGUUAUUUAAGAUUGUCUUUAAAUUCGACCUGCAUUCCAAUGAAUCAAUGUCCAGAACUUGCUAAUUCACCAGACUAUAAUAAAAAGUGUACCAAGCCUAACGAAAGCCUGAAAUGCGUCAAAUCUUGUCCGAGGCCCAGGACUUGCAUAGGCCGUUACUUACGUUAUGUAUGUCCGAACGUCACUGCUGAAGUCUGCGAGAACAAAUGCGUAUGCAACGACGGAUACUACAGAAACCCGGACGGAUAUUGUGUCACGAGCAAUUUGUGUGAUAAAAAAUGUACCGGUCCUAAUGAAGAGUACAAAGCAAAGAAAAAGUCAUGUCCACCGGAAAUUUGUAAGUCGCUUGAUGUAGACUACAGAUGUAACCCUGAAGAGGAAGGCCAGCCGGGAUGUGCGUGUAAAGAAGGAUAUCUUAGAAAGGAUCUGAAUUCAACUUGUAUACCUCUAGGAGAAUGUCCAGAAUUUGGAGACUUUCCCGAUUAUACUCCUGGAAACGGAUGUUACAUACCGGAUUCUAAGCCAGAUACCGAGAGUUAUCCUGUUGAAUUUGAAUUAGAUUAUUGGCAGUUUGUUGAGGUUCCACCGUGAGAUCAAGCAGUCAUUGGCGAUGAUAUUAGAAAUUGACAAAGAGUACACAUAACG